CGAACUAUCUCACUACCUAGUAUAUACUUCCUUAGCCUCUUUGCGGUUCCUACAGCGAAAGAGGCACUGGUGAAGCUAGAUAGGAAGAGGCCUUCUCGAAGCAAGAACUGUGCUACAACUACUCUUGCUGUUUAUACCAACCAGCAGAAACUGUCUUUCCUUCUUGAGGAGCAACCCUUAGUCUCCUCUCCUUCCCCUAUUUUCGCUUAGUAAACAUCUCUUAU
Geodia barretti is the source of this 224-nucleotide messenger RNA. The record is from the annotation of a GenBank genome assembly. Lineage: Eukaryota; Metazoa; Porifera; Demospongiae; Tetractinellida; Geodiidae.